CGCGGAAUCCCAGGAACUCCUUCCAAUAUAAAUAGUUCAUCAAAAACGCUACAGAACUAGCUUCUUUGGUUGCUCCCAUGGAAACUCCGCCCUCCCAAAAUGACCAUAGCACGCUGUAGCUCCAAAUAUCGGAUUACGCAAUCCCAAAUCCCUGUGGUAAGGGGGAAAAUUUUGAGCAUUCGACUUUGACCCUGUACCAUAGGUGUCAAUGUACAU
Messenger RNA from Geodia barretti, 216 nucleotides. The record is from the annotation of a GenBank genome assembly. NCBI's taxonomy places the organism in Eukaryota, Metazoa, Porifera, Demospongiae, Tetractinellida, Geodiidae.